CGCGAUACAACACUAUUGUGCAUUCAUCUUCGGUUAAAUACUUGCAUAUGUGUAAUGUAUCUUAAAUGCAUAUGUGUUAUGUACAUAUAAUUCUUUAACUAGCAGAAUACCACUUUGAGAUAGCAAAUAGCGAUACGGUAUAGAUUGAUGUAUGCAGACGGUAGAGUAUAAGCCCUUGACAAGGAAUAAAGCGUGGAUUCGUGGAGGGUCUUGAGGGUUCUGGGAGGAGACAAGGAAAGGGCUUCUGCGUGUUGGACGGUUGGACGUUUGAUUUCAAAUUUCGUGAGGAACCCUCAAGAUUCGAUAAAAACGGUUAUUUUACAUCGCAUGUGAAUUUAUUCGUGCCGAGAUCUCCGACGGUAUUUACACGCGACUCUUUGAGAACGCGUCGUUGAUCAAUUGUUACGGCGGAAGCUUGAGAAAAUGGCCGACAAUUGGACAUAUAGUAUUGUUUGCCGAUAUUUUAAAAAUGGCAUGUGUCGUGGAGGAAAUAACUGCAGAUAUCGCCAUGUUCAAACUGCUCGUCAUGAUUCAAGCGCGAAUGAAACAGAAAUAUCGUCCACUCCUACGUCCAAUUCUACUUGUCACUUUUUUAAAUAUGGCACAUGCAAGUUUGGCAAUCAAUGCCAUUUUCUCCAUAGUUCUGAAACCAUUGGUAAUGCAUGUACACAGACCAAUUUACGAGAAAGUUCUUCAUUAAGACAACGUACUACCACUACUUCAACUUCAGUGGAGUUAAAAAAUACCAAGGACAACAGUAUUCAUAUAGCUGAAGAAUGGGUCAAAGCUCCUGAAUUUAUACCUUCAACUGUUUCAUCAGUUGCUGGUUCUUCUACAUCCAACAAUGAAAUGUUUAAUACUUCAGGAACAUCAACUGGUACAUCCAAACCACUUUCAUAUGCUCAAGCUGUAAAUCCAACUGGUCAAGCUUCUGAUCCUUCAUUGGAACCUCUUUGUCCAUAUGCUGAAGCUACAGGAAUUUGUAAAAAACCUAACUGCACAUAUUUGCACGGAGAUAUUUGCGAAUUGUGUAGUCAUGCAGCUCUUCAUCCGUAUAAUGAAGAACUUCGGAAAAAGCAUACAAAUGCAUGUGUUAAACAACAUGAAGUUGACAUGGAACUAUCUUUUGCUAUUCAACGUAGCAGAGAAAAAUCUUGCGGUGUCUGUUUUGAAACAAUAAUGGAAAAGUCAUCACGUGAACAAAGGUUUGGUAUUUUGCCAAACUGUAAUCACUGUUUUUGUUUAACCUGCAUUAGAAAAUGGAGGCAAGCUAAACAGUUCGAUAAUAAAAUAAUAAGAGCUUGUCCAGAAUGCCGUGUCACUUCUGAUUUUGUGUGCCCUAGUAUGUAUUGGGUUGAUACAAAAGAAGAAAAAGAAAAAUUAAUCAUGGAUUAUAAAGAUGCAUUAAGUACUAAGGAUUGCAAAUACUUUAACAAAGGUCGUGGGAAAUGUCCAUUUGGUAAUAAAUGCUUUUAUCUACACGCUUUACCAGAUGGUACUAAAACAGACGUUGGUCCACCUGUUCGUCAGCGUCGUAAUGCCGAUUCCGAUACUGAUAUCAUACAACAAUUGAUCUUAUGGGACUUCCUUGAAGGCAGAGAUGAUCACUUGAUGUAUAUAGAUUUCGAAGAUAUUGUACCAUUCUUUUCAGACUCGGAAGAAUCUGAUUGGUCUGAUUACGAAGUAGCAUUGUAGUUGUGCUAAGUGUGCUAGUUGACUGUUGUAGCACUGCUUUGAUACUACUGUUAUCAUUGCCGUUGUUGCCGCUACUAGUACUAUUCAUUUCAUUUGUCGUGUUCUAGUGGUUUCAGCAUCGGAAUGAGUCAAUAGUAUUCAAAUUGUUUGAGUGAUUAUAUUGAAAAAUAUCCCAGCUUCAUUUCACCUUUUGUACGUGUGUUACAAAUAAUGAUAAUCACAUAAGAUCAAUACGUGAUUAUAAGCUUGGUAAUUUGAAUAAGUACUACAAAUAGUUGGUCAUACAAAGUUUUAGAUUUAUAGCAAUAGAACGUACUUAUUAAAUAUCCUAUUACCUGUGGAAUCAUUUCUUUUUCACGUUAUAACUGCAGUUAAUAAUUGAUUAUAAAUAUUCUAAUUGAAUCGUACGUCGGAAUACUUAAUCCUUUCAGCGCUGAAAUUUUUAAUGACACGCACAUAUAGUGCGUUGUCCACUUACUGUGAUAAAACACACUGGACUGAAUACUUUUUUACGUUUUAUGUGUGUGCUCUGUCGGAAUCGUACGCUAUAUUAUUUCACACACUAUUGUAUAUUGCAAAAUAUUCAAUAAAAAUAUUUAUUUAAAGUUCAUCGAUAAUGUGGCCAGAUUACUUCUACAUAAAAAUGACAAUUAGAUAUAUAAAUAAUUACAAAACGCAUACGUGUUUAUAGUAUAUUCUGAUACAUUCAUAUUUGAACGCAUAUACGGGUUCGAAAUAAUAUAAAGUCCAUAGCGCUGAAAGGUUUAAAGUAUUCUAAAUGCGCAUUAAUGUGUUUAAUUUAUAUUAAUAUUGUAUAGAAAUUAUAAACUCUUAUGUGUUUAUUCUGAUAUAGAAACAUAAUUUUUGUUGCAUCAAGAGAGCCAAGAUUAAUGUAACAUUAAAAGUGAUAAUUGCUAGAGUUUGUUUAAUUGAAAUUAUGAUAAACCUCCAAUAUAAAAUAUUUUAGUCCAUCUUGCUCUAAUCCGUACUCAAUGUUGAAUCGUAUUAUUCUCCAUAAAAUAUACAAACUUUGUGGACUUUAUAAUUAUUUUCCUUUUUUUGAUAACGAUCAACUUUUUUUCCCCACGUUAUGGUUUCCAUAAAACCAAUAAAAUUAUAAUAAAUGAGAGCAUUAAAUAUUUUAUAUUUUUCAUAUAAUGUAUAUAUUUUUUACAAUUUCGUUUUAUAAUUUGAUGUUUUGUUAUGCUUGAAAAAAAAAUUGUUAAUGUAAUUUAUUCUGAAUAAACUAUUGUAAUAUAUUUUUAUCCAUGAGAAAUUAUUUGUUAAUAUUAAUAUUUAUAUACAUAUUUAUGGAGAAUAAAACAGUAUACUAUAUCAAAUAUAGAGCAAAUGAAGAUUUGAUAGGUAUACUAGAUUGUCAACUACUCACUUUAAAAGUUGCAGUUAUACAUUGUCGCCUACCUCUUAUAUUAUGGCUCUGCGAAUCUUUAAAAAUUUCUUUAAAUUAUUAAAAUUGUAUAGUGUUAUUCUCUACAAUUGAUACUGAUAGACUAUUCAUAUAAAUGCGUACGCUCAUAUAAAUAUAUAUAUAUGUGAGGAUGUGUGAAUGAAGUGAAACAGAUUAGUGAACGAGAUACAAAAAGACUUUGGCACUAUUUGUGAGUAAUAAAUUAGUGGUUGAACAUGGCUUUCACAAAAAUUAUAAGCUAGUGGACAAACAAUGAAGAACUGUUACAUUUAGCGGGCUUUAAAUUAUAACGAAAUUAAUUGAUUUUAUAGCCCGCAUUCCAAUGAUAUCUAUAUAUAUUACGUUUUUAUAAAAAUAUUAUAUAUAAUAGCGGCACGUCCCUAAUAACGUCUACGUCAUGCAACAAAAAAUUUAUCUAUUAUCCUACACGAAUAAUUGUAGCAAUGCGCAAAAAGCUCCAUUAAAGUUACAUAAAUUAACAAUAAUGGAAAUAUAUUGAUAAUUGCUUUCAGUUUACAAA
This is a messenger RNA of Vespa crabro (European hornet), 3644 nucleotides long. Its product is annotated as probable E3 ubiquitin-protein ligase makorin-1. The record is from RefSeq and is a predicted model, not a curated record. NCBI's taxonomy places the organism in Eukaryota, Metazoa, Arthropoda, Insecta, Hymenoptera, Vespidae. Gene Ontology annotation, biological process: protein polyubiquitination. The transcript has 6 exons. Gene Ontology annotation, molecular function: metal ion binding; ubiquitin protein ligase activity. Bases 424 to 1695 code for a protein of 423 amino acids.